AUGGACGAGAAUCACGUCUACCUGAGUGCCCAGAUAAUGCGGACCCCACUGAUGGAUGCCACAACAAGAGUCAAUAGAUACAUAAGCCCAAGGGAAGAGAAGGAGGAGCAGAUGAAGCAAGGACGGUACUAUCAAGCUCCCUCACCGGUGCCGGUGUCCGUCGUCACCAGUCCAUUAUCCACCAAGCCUGAUGCGGAGAUGAACUACGCUUCGCCCGUGGCCGGCUCGCGGCCUACCACAAAUCGAUACUCGACUAUCUCAGCCACCUCAACCGCUUCGAAUAGAGGAAAACGCAAGACGCAUGUCGGACCAUGGCAGCUCGAUAAAACCCUCGGCAGUGGCGCAAGUGGUCAAGUAAGAUUGGCCAAGCAUGCACUCACCGGACAAACUGCCGCAAUCAAGAUCGUGUCCAAAAAGUCAGCAGCCAUGACGCAGAGUGAGAGCAUUGCCGGUAUGGAUCGAAAGGCAGGUCACUUUCCUGGGACGGGGAUGCGGCAUAUUCCAUCGGGACUUGAGCGAGAGGUGGUUAUCAUGAAGCUCAUCGAGCAUCCCAACAUUAUCAGUUUGUACGAUGUCUGGGAAAACCGCGGCGAACUAUAUCUGGUAUUGGAGUAUGUUGAAGGAGGAGAGUUGUUCAAAUACGUCGAGAAGCAUGGCCCUCUUCCGGAAGCAGAAGCCGUACGGUUGUUUCGACAGAUUAUUGCAGGCCUUGGGUACUGCCAUCGAUUCAAUAUCUGCCAUCGCGAUCUGAAACCGGAGAAUAUCCUGCUAGACAGAUUGCGUAACGUGAAACUGGCUGACUUUGGAAUGGCCGCUCUUCAGCCCAUGAAUCAAUGGCUCAAUACCUCCUGUGGUAGCCCGCAUUAUGCUGCACCAGAAAUCAUUCAUGGCCGGAGGUAUCGGGGCGAUUUGGCAGACAUUUGGAGCUGCGGUAUCAUCUUAUAUGCUCUAUUGACGGGCUUCCUUCCGUUUGAUGGGGGCGAUCUACCCAACACGCUGCGUCUGGUCAAGAAGGCAGAGUUUGACAUACCUCCAGAAGUAAGUCUUGAGGCUGCAGAUCUCAUCAGGCGUAUUCUGCAGAAGCGACCUGAAGAACGAAUCAACAUGCAAGGUAUAUGGAUGCAUCCGCUUCUCAAAAAGUAUGAGAAACUACAUCAGGCUAUGACGAAACAUUACGUGGGACCUGCUCCGCCGCUAUCCUUCGAUGACUGCGGUGAACCUAUCUCCCAUAGAGAAGAUGUUGACCCUGAUCUACUAAGGAAUCUCCAAACAUUGUGGCAUGAUGUUCAUCGAGAGGUGCUGAUUGAAAGAAUACUAUGUCCGGAACCGACUCAAGAGCGAAUGUUCUAUAAUGCAUUAGUCAAGUUCCGAAACGAGCAGUUGGAGAACUAUCAAGGCCAGGCCCUGGAGUACUCAGCUAGCGACUACCAUCAUAUAUCGAGAGUUGAGGAACGAAGUGCCUAUAAGCGAAACAGUCACACCAAGUAUCACUCCAGAAAGCAAUCUCAGGCCUCGAUCAAAGAGACAGGAAUACGUUCCAGAAGAUCCAUCAGAGAACCAAUGUCUUGUGCCACGGUGGAGAGCUAUGAUCCAUUCCGAUCUCCGAAACAUAACUUUGAGUUAAAGGAAGCUGAAUUCGCUCAAAUCACAAUCUAUCGAAACGGGGUAAACGAAUAUGAAGAACUGGAGAGACCGCCUGUUCCUCCUGUGCCCGAGCCGGCGACCAAGGAAUCGUCAUGCCAGGAUAUUGAAUGCCCACCUAGCUCCCCAUUUAUAGUGAGCCGCAACAAGAGACUCAAAGUUGCUUCCAUGAAAUCAUUCCAGUCCAAAGCGUCACAAUCAUCCCGUCGAGCUUUGUAUGGUACGCCGACCCCACGAUCGGCCAGUUACAAGCGUAACGUAUGUUUUCGCCAUGCUCGAACUCGUUCCCAGGGAUCCGUUUCUGUCAGAAUGAAGACUUCGCGUGUGAGAACUCGAGAAGUCAAAGCGAAUUCUAGCGACGAUAGUUUGGUUUCUGAACUUCAGGAUGAUCCGUUCGUUGACCCGAACAGCAGCCCGAUGCUUCCAGCCCCACCUACCGUGGUCCGGGGUGCAGGAGUGACAAUCAAAAACUGUCCUCAGAUGAAGAAGCUGAGGACCAGUGACUUCACAUGGAAAGAGGACGCGCGCAAGGUGUCCCAUGAACUUAGUCAAAUAUGUGAGGAAGCUUUCAAUGGCAGUUCGCUAUCCACUGGAUGCACGACCACCAGUACUUGCAUUGGAUCAGAAACACCUGCAACAUCUGUCUCCAUCGCCAGCCCCGAAACCUCAGAACAAACGAUAACGCCCAAGACUUCCACCACGCAACCGAAACCUUUGCCUACAGCUUCAUCACCAAAGCCCUAUACAGUGGCGGAGCUUACAGAGACUCGACGCAGACUGAUUGAACACUCUACGAAGGGCGGAAAUGAGGACAUCCCUGGCUACCUCGUUGCAGUGAUUGGCCACCUCGACAGAUUGAUAGAGCAGGAUGAGCUUCAUCGAAAGGACAGGCGCGAAAAUGCACGCCCCGUUUCUACCGCUCCUGCUGAUCCCUUCGUCCGGCCCUCGAAUCCAACUGCUAACCACCGCGAUCGGGAUAGCCUCAUUAAUCCCUUUGAAGGCCAGAGAACAACCGGGCCCCGGUCAAACACUGAAUACCCCUCUAGCCGCACAAGCCGUGAAGGCAAGCGGACAAUCCGUAUGGUGCCUCAAAGCUCCGUACAGUCAAUCGACCCCCCAAAGCACCUGCCGGUUCAGAAAAGCCAAAAUGUGCUUCCUCAGGAAGCGCGACAGUCGCUUGAUGGGUAUAGGAUGGCCCCUGACGGCGACCAGGGAGCUUCACCCACCAGAAGAUUUGCCUCUGUAAAUUCGCGUCAUAGUCGCAUACCUUGCGAAUUGGAUCCUAUCGCCGAGAAUCCCGGAUCACCUCGGCGCAGCACCACGCGAACGUCAGACAACAGAAAAUGGUCAUGGCUCCCGAAUAAGUACAACACCUCCAAUGACAAGGCUACCAGGCUCUCGGCACACAUUCGCCCAAUACAGCCAAGCUCGGAGACCGUGAUAAGACAUGAUGUCAAUCCUCCAACGGAUGUCUUCGGGACGAAUGUAGAGUCCAGCUUGAACGAGAAACCGUCGCCCUCAAAGCCCAAAACGGGCUUUUUCCGGCGCUUGAUCAACCGACGAGCAAGCAAAAGUGCACUAAACCGUGAAUCAGAGCCUGAAACUGCAGAAACAAACCAGUUACUUGAACAGACUCAGGAGCCUGAGCAUACAUUUGACACAGAUGACAGCAACAUUCGACCCCUUCCCGAACGACCACCGAACCCCGGCAGAAGCCAGAACUGGUUUGCCCGAGUCUUCCACUUUAAGCCGGCGACUCGAGUCGUCGCACUCAACACAUCGACGACGAAAGCCCGCAAGGACGUGCACAGAAUCCUCAGGGAUUGGAAGAAAUACGGCAUGCAGGAUGUCUAUCUCAACCGUGACAAACGUGUCAUUUAUGGUACCGUUGGCGAAGGAAACCUCCUCCGCCUCCGGCCUGUCCAGUUUUCAGCCGAAUUCUGCAGCUACCUCGAGCAGGGACGACAAGAGAACCUCAGCCUUGUCCGAUUCAGACAAGAGAGAGGAGCGGCAUCCUCCUUCAACAAGGUGGUCGACACGCUGUACAUGGUCAUGAAGCAACGUAAUAUGCUUGUUGAAGACCCAGCCCGAGCAAAGGAGAUGAUUCGAAUCCUGGACGCUUUUCCCGAAUCAUAG
Molecule: messenger RNA, 3777 nt
Organism: Aspergillus homomorphus CBS 101889
Lineage: Eukaryota; Fungi; Ascomycota; Eurotiomycetes; Eurotiales; Aspergillaceae
Product: serine/threonine-protein kinase
Exons: 5
Coding region: 1-3777 (1258 amino acids)
Biological process (GO): protein phosphorylation; intracellular signal transduction
Cellular component (GO): cytoplasm
Molecular function (GO): protein serine/threonine kinase activity; ATP binding
Source: RefSeq, a predicted model, not a curated record